CCCACCGCGUCCAGCGACAAGAGCCAGUACUUCGACGCCCCCAUCAUGCACUUCUUCUCCAAGUCCUCCAAGUCCUCCAAGUCAGACAAAGAUGACAAAGAUGACAACGAAGACACGCCUGUCGCCCCUUCCACUCAGCCUGAUGGCAACAACGACCACACACAACAUCCUAUCGACGGGCUCCCCACUGUAAAUGGCGCCAAUGGUACUACCCCUCCCAUGUCCCCGCAGUUGGAGUCGCCCCGCCCUGUAGGCGUCCAGCUCCACGACGACCCCGUUCAUAUGCGGCCUGCCUCGGACGUUGGCAGCGCCGAAGGCGGCAGCGCGGUCAGCCCUACGACUUCUACCGGCAAACGCGGUUCUCGCCUCUCGCGCUCCUACGCCGCCUCCCAGCGCGAAUCAAACGCCACAAAGACCAACGGGACCGCAUCCCCACCCUCGUCCCCCAAACCCCAGCCGAACGGCACCGACCACGACCUCGCACGCGCGCCCUCUCUGCGCUCGCUCCCCGCCGAAGACGACAACGCGGGCAACACCGCGCUUGGGAGCGGCGGCACCGCGCCCUCUGGCUUCGGGUUCGGGAACCCGCGCGCGAACAACGGCACGGGUGGGCACACGAGCAAGCUCAGCAAGCGCGGGUCCGUGCGCAGCCGUCGCAGCAUGCGCUCGACGGGCACGACGGGCAGUGUCGCGACCGCCGCGUUCAGCAACGGCGCGGCGCUCAGCGGGCCGAACGCGGAGCCGGACAUUGACGAGGAUGUGCGCUUCAGGGGGGCGAACGCGGAGCGGUCGCUCAGUCAGAAGGUGAAGCGGAAGAUUAGCAAGGACGAGCGCAAAGAAGCAAAACGCUUCUCCAAGCUUCUCGCCAAAGAGUCGACGUCCGAAAAAGCCGCGCUCGCCACCGCGCUUUCAACCCUCGCCUCCCUCCAAGCGCUGCACAAGGCCGCGCAGAAGCGCGAAUCCAAGGCCUCGGCUGACUACGCUAAAGCGCUCGCGGUCUCUCAGGCUGCGGAGAGCAAGUACCACGAGGAGCGCGCGCGCCAGGCGGACAUCAAGGCCCGUGCAGACGCGCGCGUCGCUGAGGAGAGGGCGCGGUGGGAGGGACGCCUGGCGCAGGUGCAGGCGCAAGAGGAGCGUGCGCAGGCGGAGAUGGAGACUAUGCGAGAGAUGGAGGACAGGUUGGCGGAGUGCGCACGGGAGGUUGAGAGGUUGAGGAUUAUCAAGGGGACCGAUGAGCGCGAGAGGCAAGCUCGGAUGAUCGAGCUCAAAGGCAAGAAAUAGCUAGCCAUGUUUAUGAACUUAUCUUUCUUUAUGUUUUCAUCAUAUCACACACUUCAAAGGUUUUACUGGAAGAGAACGAUGUUUCAUAGCUUUGUUGCAUCUUUGUUUUCGUUGGCUACUAAUGUACUUGACAUAAUUCAAUACCUCCUUUCCUACCUUGUGUUCCUCCUUCCCAUUUAUCUGGCCGCUACCGUUUUCUCUCGAUGCAUUCAUUCUGGGGUUUCUUCUGUCGAGUACAUGUCAUUAUUAUGCCUGUAAUUGGGGUUCAGUUAGC
Molecule: messenger RNA, 1555 nt
Organism: Coniophora puteana RWD-64-598 SS2
Lineage: Eukaryota; Fungi; Basidiomycota; Agaricomycetes; Boletales; Coniophoraceae
Exons: 3
Coding region: 46-1281 (411 amino acids)
Source: RefSeq, a predicted model, not a curated record